This is a messenger RNA of Peromyscus leucopus (white-footed mouse), 3389 nucleotides long. Its product is annotated as zinc finger protein 33B-like. Gene Ontology annotation, biological process: negative regulation of transcription by RNA polymerase II. The coding region runs from base 583 to 2592 and encodes 669 amino acids. The record is from RefSeq and is a predicted model, not a curated record. NCBI's taxonomy places the organism in Eukaryota, Metazoa, Chordata, Mammalia, Rodentia, Cricetidae. The transcript has 6 exons. Gene Ontology annotation, molecular function: DNA-binding transcription repressor activity, RNA polymerase II-specific.
GUGUGGACACGACUCUUCUCCAAGUGGCUUUGCAUCUGAGGCAGUGGUGCCUGCAGGUGGCUUGGCACAGUUCUCCAACUAAGCAGGAGCUCUGCUUCUCUUUGGGAGGGGCGCGGGUGCCUUGGGAACGGAGUCUGGAAUGUGAUGGAGGCCAAGAGGGUCGCGGGAACGGGUCCCUAGCUGCUGUGCUGCGCAUGUGCAGUUCAUCUUCAUUGUUCGCUCCCGCGUCCUGCUGCGCUCGGAGGAAACCCUCAGAUCCUCAGGGUCCAAGCGUCGCUCAGAGACCCGGUACCCAAGUCAGGCGCGCCCACCGUCAGGUUCAAAGUUCUCUGGAUCACAGAUCGUGUGAAGAAAAAGAAGAGCACACAGAAGCAGGACUCUCCCCACGGGAGACCCCUCUUCUCUUGAGUGCAGCUGAAGGGCGGAAGCCCAAGAAAGAGGCAGAGUCCACAUUCAGCUCGAGAAGCGCCUGCUGAGCCUUGUGCUGGGAAACGUCCUAUCACUAGACACCUGUCCAGCGGCAGCAGCGUGGGCCGGCUUCCAAGAGAAGGAGCCUCUGCAGCUCUCCAGGAACAGACGGACAUGACCACAACCCAGGGGCAAGUGUUGUUCAGAGAUGUGUCUGUGACCUUCACUCAGAAGGAGUGGCAGUUGCUGGAUGCUGCCCAGAGGCGCCUGUACAGGGAGGUGAUGCUCGAGACCUACAAGCACCUGCAAGCAGUGGGGUGCGAUGUGACCAAACCUGAGCUGAUCUGCAAGUUGGAACAGGGAGACGUUCCUUGGGAACUUCCAGGUGGCAGCCUCUCAGAAGUCUGGAGGGCCGACUGCAUGACAACAAGUGAGGAAAACGAAGACAAAUAUUUGAGUCAAGUUUUAUUUGUCAACAACAAAGCACUAACUAAGAAAAGAAGCAAGGCUCUAAAGGAAACAGUUUAUCAGGCCACAGACUCGGUGGCCUCAAGAGAAGUGCACUGUAAGUGUCGCUCAACAGAAACAAGCUUGGAAAAUGUUGCAGGAUUAACUACUGAUAACAAAAACUAUGCAACAAAAAAGUUUGAUGGUUUAGGUGGGUCUCGGUCCCUUGGUACUAAGUGUGAAAAAACUCCUAUAGGAUGCAAAACCUGUGAAAGUGAGCAAAGGGAGAGAUCCCACCGUCCUGUCGAGGACCUCACUCAACAUCAGAAGACCUUGCAUUUGGAAAAACUUCCUGAACAUAAAAAUUGUGGGAAGAACUCACACAGAAAGACAGCCUCUGUUAUACACGAGGCUGUCCACACAGGACAGGAGCCCUCUCAGGAUAGUAAAUGCAUGCAAGCCACUGCUCACAAGAUCAGGUUCCAGUCUUUUCUAAGAACCCUUAGAGAAAGGAAGGCACAAGAGGCCAGCAAAUGUGGGAAAUCCUCAUGCAUGAAGUCAAAACAUGAACAUCCAAGAGCUCAUAUAAGAGAAAAACACUGUGAAUGUGAUAUGCUUGAGAAGUCCUUUAGUGAGAAAUCAGGUCUUACCAGACAGGGGAGAAUGCAACCAGGAGGAAAGCCUGAUGGAUGUAAUGUAAGUGAGAGAGCCUUAAGAAACUCACCCCACAUCCAAAGUGAGAAAAUUCAUGUGGGAGAAAAGACCCAUGGCUGUGGGAAAUGUGGGGGAACCCUUCACAGAAAUACAGGCCUUACUCAGAACCAGACAACUUGCACAAAAGAAAGACCUAAGUGUGCCAACAGCCAAACAGCCUUAAAGAAGUCGCGUCUGACCCUAAAUCAGAGAACUAGCUCAAGAGGAAAAAGCCACAAAGGAAAUGAGUGUGAGAAAUCCCCAGCCCCCUCCCUCAGGGGAUCGAAAAGCUCUCGACAUCAGAGACCAUCGUCCUCCGUGGAGGAGAAACCCGACGAGUGUGAGGAAGGCGAGAAGUCACCUCUUGGUGAAAAUCAGAGUGCUUGCAAAGAACAGAAAGCCUGUGAGUGUCGCAAAUGUGAGGAAGGCUGUCCCAAGAAAGCGGGUCUUGCUCAACAUCAGAGCUCAAACCCGGGGAAAAAACCCUAUGCGUGCAAGGAAUGUGACAAAUCCUUCAUGGUGAAGUCAAACCUCACUGAACACCAGAGAACUCACACUGGAGAGAAACCGUAUGAAUGCAAAGAGUGUGGGAAAGCCUUCUGCCAAAAAUCUGCCCUCAAAGUCCACCAGAGAACUCACACAGGAGAGAAGCCGUACAAAUGCGAUGAAUGUGGGAAAUCCUUCUGCGUGAAAUCGAACCUUACGCAGCACCAAAGGACCCACACAGGAGAGAAGCCGUACAAAUGCAGUGAGUGCUGGAGAUCCUUCUGUGUCAAGUCCAACCUUGUUGUGCAUCAGAGAACUCACACCGGAGAAAAACCCUACAAAUGUCCCGAGUGUGAGAAAACCUUCUACGAGAAAUCUGCCCUCACAAAACAUCAGCGGAUUCACACAGGGGAAAAACCCUAUGAAUGUAAUGAAUGCAGAAAAAACUUCAGCCAGAGGUCAGCCCUCACCAAGCACCAGAGAAAAACACACAAGAAGAAAGCGUCCACCAGGAGCCUUCACGGGCAGAUACCAGAAUCAACAAGCAAAGCUCAUUGAACAUCAACAAAAUCCAAGAGUGGGGGUGCUACCAUGACAACGAGUGUAGGAAAGUAUUCACUAACAGGUUAUUGGGGAAAGAAACUAGAGAUUUAAUGUAGGAUUGAAAACAUAACAAUAUUUCAAACAUGGGAAUGCUUCCAACAGGUAUUCGAUGUUGUUGAUGGAAAAAUAUAUAAUUUUAAUGACUAUGGAGAAAAAUGUCCUUGUGGAAAUACUGUCUAACUAGAAGUUAUAUUUCAGAUAUGAUGUGAAACUCAUUACAUGACAGAUAACAGAACGCCAUCUGUUCUUAACAGAAAAUGAAAUAUGGAUCUUUCAUAACAAGGAUAAUUUAGGUUGCUGAUUCAGUUGUAAUAAACAGCCAUCUUUUGCCUACCCAUCUUGAUUUUCUUCACCGGAUUCUCUCCUUUGCUUCUCAGAAGUUUAUUUAAUUUUUUCCAUAGUAAAGAGGACACUGACCAAGAAAAAAGAACCACAGUGGAAAAGACCAAAAAAGCAAAGCAAAACAAACAAACAAAAAACGUAUAGGAAUCUAAGCAUUGGAAGUGAAAUGAUGCCAGGAACAGCUAACGGAAGCAGCAUGAACAAGAAAUCUCUACGUUAAAGAUGGGGUCAUUGAAUGCUGAGUUAAAAACUAUGUCCAGGAGCCAGAAAGUUGGCUCAGUAGUAAAGGUUCUUGCUACAUAAGCCUGAUGACCCCAGUUUGACUCCUGGAAGCCAUGUAAAGGUGGAAUGAGAGAACUGACUCCACACAGUUGUCCUCUGACCCCAAACACGCACUGUACCACACACAU